Messenger RNA from Pseudomyrmex gracilis, 2681 nucleotides. RefSeq names its product fidgetin-like protein 1. Lineage: Eukaryota; Metazoa; Arthropoda; Insecta; Hymenoptera; Formicidae. The record is from RefSeq and is a predicted model, not a curated record. Gene Ontology annotation, molecular function: ATP binding; ATP hydrolysis activity; microtubule severing ATPase activity. Bases 209 to 2149 code for a protein of 646 amino acids. The transcript is spliced from 2 exons.
UGAAUGGCUUAAAUGGCUGUUUGUCAUGUGUAAAGUUCUCCGUAGUACACAUAAUGUUAAAUAAAUAUGUUAAAAGUAACAGGAUGUGUGCGAGAAAAUAAUCUGUAGUGUUUUAACCUGAACUAGUUAAAUAGUAUUAAGUAUUUUUGAAACGUGUUUUUCAUCACAAAUAUAUGAAUAAUAUAAAGGUACUUGUGUUAUUGCAAGUAUGGAUGCUGUCAGUGUGAAUACACAAGACUCGAAGGUGGAAAAGAAUAACGCUUUGACGGUUUAUCACAUGCUGAAAUUUUCAAAGGAAGGUAAAAAUUCUUUCGACGCAGCUGACAUCGAACGCAGAUCUGUCGCUGUGAGAUACGUGACAGGAAAGUUAUUUGAUUCGGAGGAAACAGCAGCAAUUCUACUUCAAAAAGAUCUUGAAGACUAUCGCGCCCUAACAAGAAACAACAGAAAUGAUGACAACAGUUAUUGGAGCCAGAUUGAAUCUCAUCUACCAAAUGUAAAAAAAGAACCUUUGAAUUGGGAAUGCAAUCUGUGUGAGAGCGCCAUAUCAAAUUUCGUAAAACCUCUGGCUUGCCAAACCAACAAUACUUUAGCUUGCAAGACAAGAUCUUUUAGUGACAAGGAUAUAGAAAAAAUUGUAAAUAACUCGAAGAAGACAAUACAUACACCUGAGAGGAAUAGAAAAGUUUCUGGACAAGCAGCUUCUAAUCAAAAUUUAAUCAAAGAAAUCACAUUGAAAUCAAAUAAUAAUGAAAAAAAUGUAUUCGCACAUUUUGCAACUACUUCCAGAAACAGUAGUUUUAAUAAGCCAUUAGAUAAUGGGAAGCAGGAUGCAUCUAAAGUGCAAUUGAAGCAACAAUUAUCUUCUUACCAAAAGCUGGACAAAUUUGUAGCAAAAUCUUCUACCUUACCCAAAAGCACUAGCAUGACUGGAAUAACUAAAAGCUUGUUGAGUACGGUACAUCCGAAUGCGCCAAAAUUAAAACCAGCUCCUCCACAAUCUGCCAAAGAAGAUACAGGAUCCUCGCUUGAAUCUUUCAGGAGUGCCAGAGAUGAAUUGCAUAUCCAGGAGAUGAAAAAGAACAAGUCAGCGCCAAGGAAAACUCUAGGUGGUCGAACAGCAGCUAAUGCUCCUUAUGUCUGCCCGUUUAAACAAGACAAAGAAAAAUCAACGCAUAGCAAUAACGCUACAUCGCAAAGUAAUAAAAACAAUGAAGAAGACGAAAGACUGAAGAACAUCGAUCCGAACAUGAUUGAGUUGAUCAGAAACGAGAUUAUGGAAUCUGGCAAGACGAUAACGUGGGACGAUAUUGCAGGACUUGAAUACAUCAAGAAAAUCGUGAAGGAAGUGGUCGUGUUUCCUAUGUUGAGACCGGACAUCUUUACGGGUCUUCGUCGUCCGCCUAAGGGGAUUUUACUCUUUGGUCCACCGGGAACGGGAAAGACUCUCAUUGGCAAGUGCAUAGCGUCGCAGAGCAAAUCUACGUUUUUCUCCAUUUCAGCGAGCUCAUUGACUUCGAAAUGGGUGGGUGAGAGCGAGAAGAUGGUACGCGCGCUGUUCGCGGUGGCCAAAGUUCAUCAACCGUCCGUUGUCUUUAUCGACGAGAUCGACUCGUUGUUGACACAGCGUUCCGACACGGAGAACGAAGCCUCAAGGCGAAUGAAAACCGAGUUUCUAGUGCAGCUAGACGGCGCGACAACGUCGGAGGAAGAUCGUGUUCUAAUUGUUGGCGCGACUAAUCGACCUCAGGAAUUAGACGAGGCAGCGAGAAGACGUCUCGUCAAGAGGCUAUACGUUCCUUUACCGGAGCUUGAUGCGCGCAAGCAGAUAAUAAACAAUUUGUUGGCCUCGGUGCGACACAAUCUCGAUCAGGAGAGCGUGACGAGAAUCGCGGAAAAGUCGGCGGGAUAUUCCGGCGCCGAUAUGGCAAAUUUGUGCAAGGAAGCAAGCAUGGAACCGAUACGGAGCAUUCCUUUUAGUCAGUUGGAAAAUAUACAAAUGGAUGAUGUGAGACAUAUAACGAGCCAAGACUUCGAGAACGCGUUGAAAAACGUGCGACCUAGUGUGUCUCAAUCAGAUCUGAAAAUUUAUAUCGAAUGGGAUCGCACUUACGGAUCUGGUACCGCACAAAACUAUACAGCAACUUGAUAAAUAAUUUAUAACGUUUCCAAGAAACAAAUUCAACACCUUCGAAACUAAUAUAAUAUGAAAAUAAAAAGAACGAAUAUUUUUGUCCAUAAAACGCUUUUUUUAUUACAUUUAAUGUACAAAUAUAUAGCGGUUUUGUGCAUUAUACACGCACUUAUAGUACAUCACGGUCAUUGUAAGAAAAAUAAAAAAGGAUUUUUUUCGCUCUUAUCUUGUUAUUUUCUCGUUUUUUUUUCUUUUGUUUUUGUUUUGCUUUACUAGUAAUGAUGGUACUAAUAUAGUAUAAGUUCACAACGAUAUAAUAGUGUGUGUAACUAACGAAGUCUAAUUUCAUAUAUCACCGUUUACAAACGAGUCACACAAGGUAGACAUAUCAAGCCUACGGAAGAUUUUACUUCGAUAUUACAAUACUUUAUUUUUUUUUAACAGUCACGACCCCAUUUUUUUCAAUCACAUCUCGAUUUUUAUUAUCUCCAGAUAGAUAACAGGAAACCAUCGAUAUAUAUAUAUAUGUAUAUCGAUAUAUAUAUAU